This is a messenger RNA of Amoebophrya sp. A120, 3238 nucleotides long. NCBI's taxonomy places the organism in Eukaryota, Dinophyceae, Syndiniales, Amoebophryaceae. The record is from the annotation of a GenBank genome assembly.
GAACAUGUCGCAGAGAUUGAGACUUCAAAUUCGUCAAGCCUUGGCUAUUCUCAUUUUUUUUGCAACCAGCCCCAGCCCGUCCCAGUGGACGAUGUAGAUACAAAAAAAUCACAGAAAUUGUUGAAGUACAUGGCCGCUGCUUCCUCUCAUCUCGACCAGGAGGAGCCUGUCGUCAGCAGGUGUUGCGUUCUUGUGCGGUGGUAUUUAAACCAGCUGGCACAACAAACAUAGAAGUUGUAAGCGGAGGACGUGGACGGUAGCUGCAAGAGCACAGUAGGAUCAGAAAAAAUUAUGUCACUACCUGCUUCUACUUCCACAGCGGCGAGCACAACUUCUUAUUUGUCGCCUGUGCCGCCGCCGGGAACAAAUUUCGAAAAGAAUGACACGUUGUUGACAACAUCCCAAAUCAAAGAUAAUGAUAAAAGUUCCUCGCCUUCCACAAAAAUUUUCGCAAUCACCGCCUUCACGCUUGCCGCCGGGGUGGUAGGUUUUCGAAGAAAAAUAUGGGAGUGUCACCAGGAUUGAAAUCAACAAAGUUGAAAUAACUUGCAAUGCAUAAAAUCGAUACCAGUUGGAGGCCCAAUUUCUAAGCGGUGCAUGACAAAUUUGGGCGCCGUCUAAAUCCAGUUUGUCAUGCUGUUUAGGGAUAGAGCGCGUGGUCUUUCUCUUUUGUCAUGCUUCUUUAGCAGCUGUAUCGCAGACCCCAAACAGGCUGACCCUGACAGUCGGCCACCUCGCUUGCCAUCCCUGCAAGACAGUCACUUCGUGCCUUGCAUUUUAUGCAUGACAACUUUGUCGAUUCCAAACCUGACGCUUCCACAAAAAAGAGCGGAGCUGGUCCGCGAAAUCGCCCAGAAGGAGGGGUAUGGAUAUGGUGAGGGUAGAAGGCCACUGGGGAGCAAAAAUCACGUGACCAUCACGCGGGGGGGUGCUGGAGGUGGAUCACAACAUCAGACGCCUUCUUGUUCUUGGCCCACGAUGUUGACAAGGAAGACACAGGUCCUCGUGAAUACCGCACCAAAUACAACAACUUCACCACAGCCUGCGCAGCUGCCUACUGGGGUACUAGUAGAUGGAACAAGUGGAACAAAAAUGGCCGCGGGGAGCUCGGAAGUAGAGGCGCAAGCGGUCUCGACGUUGUCCAAGCGGCACGAAGUGCGACGACAUGAUUCGAGAGGACUCGUCCAAUUAUUACACGGCCUGCUUCCCUUUUCGAACCUGAUUCACAGCUACCGGAAGAGAAGGCAAGGGAGGGUCGUCCCUGGAAGGAGUGCAGAAAGACCUACUGCGGCGGCUACUGGAAGAACUGUCGGAGGUCAUCUUCCUUUAUCAACAGAGUGCCUACAACAACCCUUUCGCUUUCCCCUGUAAUUGUAAAUUUUAAUUUACCUUGCGCGACGUACCACUGAAAAUGUCCACCCUGUAUGACAAAGUCGUUUCUACUAUCGUAGCUUACCAAGUAUGACAAGGCUCUUUAUGGUCCUUGUCGAGGUUACUGAACUUAUUUCUGUGAUGUAUUUUGUUUUUGUAUUUGUACGUGUGUUUGUGCGGGGGCAAACAAAACCAAUGUAGAUUUGUGCUGCAUAUGAUCCCACUGUAGAGGACCACGUUCACCAGCAUCUUGGUAGUAUACCUUCCUACACAGACGACGACUUUGACGAUGACUGUGCCAUGCUCCUGAACAUCGGAAAUAACAACAUCCAGCAGGAACAGCAACUUCUCCAGCUACAAAGAAAAAGCAGUGCACACCCCUACGGAGCAGCCAGAGCUUCUACAUCAACAUCAGCGGCGCAGGAGCCUCCCAACAAACUAGACUUUCGUGUGUCCGCAGUUUUGACGCCAGGGGAGAUCGUUAUCGGACGAGUUGUUUUUCUUUAGGUGACAUUUCGGCAACGUGGAAACAGUUUCCUUGCCCUGUCCGUCGAGUACGAGUAUGAUUCCAUCAAAUAAUAAUGUCGCCAAUUGGCUCUUUCUUGGCACGAGCAGCAUCGUUUCGAUUGCUAGGCAGAGCUGCAUGACACCUGCAUCCGGCCUCCACAUAGGUGAUGCAGUUUGUGGUUGUUCUUAUUGUUCCUGUCGAGUGGAAGUGCACCAGGUGCAACCAAUGUAUGAUGUGGAGGUCGUGUGUAAACUAGUUUGCUCUCGCUGGGCCGCGUUAUGCAUUGCAAGUUUCCCCCGUGGUUAUGACAGUGUUCUAGCUGCAUCAGGCUGAGAUCGUAGAAGCCACCCCCACAUCAGCUUGGGGGACAGAAAGAUUUUCCGGUUGCAAAAAUCCACAUCAUGACCACUUCUCGAGAUUUCGGAUUCGGAUUUUGUUUCCACUGCGACGUUUUGCCACCUAACGCUUCACCUUCCAUAACCACUUACCUGCUUCUCGUAUGAAAAACUCAAAAUGAGUUGUGUCGAGCCCGAAGUCAUAGCUUGCCAGUCUGCAUGAAAUCAAAUUUGUCAUGCCAAGGACUUUAUUAGCUGUUGUUGGGUUUAUUGCGCGGGUCUGCGGAUGAACAAGAUAUUUUUUUUUUAUAGAAUUAUCCCUAUGUCCUUCCAGGAUGGGGCGCGCAGGCGCCCCAGCCGAAGCCGGCCUCCAACGUGAGGAGCGCAGUUUUUCGUUUUUUUCGUUCAAAAUACAAGUGUGGGAGUCUGCGUAAUUUUCUAAAAUCGCCCCAGAAUUACGUUUUCUCUCAGCCGCUAGCGUGCAGGGGCCCGUCCCAGCCGAAGCCGGCCUCCAACACGAAGAGCGCGCUUUUUCGUUUUUUCCGUACAAAAUACAAAUGUGAAAGUCUGCGUAAUUUUCUAAAAUCGACCCAGAAUUACGUCUCGUCUCAGCCGCUAGCGUGCAGGCGCGCGCCCGCUCCAGCCGAAGCCGGCCUCCAAUGCGAGGAGCGUCGGUUUUCAUUUUUUUUCUUGCUAAUUCGAAAAUGUUUUGCCUCAGCCGCUUUUCGUGCGAAGGCGCCACCGACAAAGCCGUCCGCAGAACACACAGGAGAGAAGGUAGUUGACUUUUCAUUUUUAUUUUCGGCCAAUUUGCAUUGGGUCGAUUCUGGCAAAUUCUGAUAAAAAAACUUUGUCCAUGAAAAGGACGAGCCGGCUUUUUUUCUCAAACAUUGGUCGUGACGCGAAUAUCAAUAUUCUAUAGCAUAAAAAUUACAAGGGCAGACACAUCAACGCCUUUUGCAACUCCUGGACACCUCACACCGGCGUGUUUCCUGGGGUUUGCUGGGAUGACCUCGAUGCUUGC